UUUUUGUGUGCCUGACUCCUUUGUCCCCAAACACUUUACUCACAUCAUCUUACCUUUGCUUUCCCAUAAAUAAACAUCAAUGCCCACCAUCUAACUGUCUCUACCCCUCCCUUUUUCAUCAUUUACCCUUCCUUUAUUUUUAUACCAAGUUCAGUACAUUUUUAUUUGUGUUUUAAUAAUUACAACAUUAAGAACUACUAGUAAUAGCUUUCAUUUCACCCUUUAUUAGUGCUUUAGGAACAUAAAUAAAAAGACACACAGGUUUAUUUUGUCUUCUCAUAACAAACCUUUCCAAAGAGAAGAAACAAAGGAAAUACAUGUCUCCAAUUUUCGAAGCAGUUUAUAGUUGAUCUCAGUAACAAGCCAUCAUCUGAAACUUAAGAGAGGAAACAAACAUCUCUUUCGUCGGAAGCUCUUAAUCAGAUCAUAUUCUGAUGGUAUAAAUUGCUGGACUAUUUAGCGAAUUCGCUUUAAUCAUGAAACCGAUUUUCGAUCUUGAAGUAGAGGCCGUCACAGAAUAUGAAUCUGAAGUAAGUAGCCAUGUUGCUUCCAGUAUAUCCAUCCAUGGAUUCGAAACCUCUCCAGGUUCCUAUAGUAACAGCUUCACCAAUAAUUCAAACAUUACAAAUCCAAGAGAGUUCCGUCCCUAUUCAAAUCCAAUCUCACUCGACUUAACACUCAAUUUCAACAACAACAACGACUUGGUUCCGAGAGAUUCAACAGGAUUCUCAUUCUCAAGUACUACCAGUGAGAGCAGCAAUGAACCUACCAUCAUCCCGAGAGUUUUCUCUUGCAAUUACUGUCACCGCAAGUUUUACAGCUCUCAGGCACUCGGUGGACACCAAAACGCACACAAAAGAGAAAGAAUUAUAGCAAAGCGAGCUUUGCGAAUGGGAGUAUUCUCUGAGAGGUAUGCAAGUUUAGCAUCGCUCCCUCUCAAUGGUUCUUUCAGGUCCUUAGGUAUAAAAUCACACUCUUCACUACACCAUGCUUUUUUGCCACCAACAAUAAGGCCUAGUCCCGAGAUAAAAAGUAACGCGAGAUUCAAACAAGGAUGUAUCGGUCAUCCGAUAUUCUUGGAGGAUGAUGAGACAGAACUUUUGUGGCAAGGUAGUUUCCAUCAGGUUACUGAGGGAGGUAGUAAUAAUGCUCAUCAGAGGUCAAAUCUGUGUUUUACUGAAGUGAAUGUAAAACCAUUGGUUGAUAAUAUAGAGAAUUCAGCACCUGAAUUAACAUUGAAACUUUGAAACUUUGGUAUUUUACUCUAUGUUUCUUCUUGUAUAAGAACUCUGGGAAGACAAAUUUGGAGCAUCUAUGUAUGUCUACUAUAUAUAUAUAUAAAUCAUGUUUUUUUCUGUAAUUACUUUUCACAGACAAAAUGUAAUGCGAUAUGAGCUCAAGUAACCGUCGCGGUUGCUUAAAGACUUUCGUUA
Messenger RNA from Lathyrus oleraceus (garden pea), 1433 nucleotides. Its product is annotated as zinc finger protein 4. The coding region runs from base 477 to 1247 and encodes 256 amino acids. The transcript is spliced from 2 exons. The record is from RefSeq and is a predicted model, not a curated record. Lineage: Eukaryota; Viridiplantae; Streptophyta; Magnoliopsida; Fabales; Fabaceae. Gene Ontology annotation, biological process: negative regulation of abscisic acid-activated signaling pathway.